Molecule: messenger RNA, 1491 nt
Organism: Melozone crissalis (California towhee)
Lineage: Eukaryota; Metazoa; Chordata; Aves; Passeriformes; Passerellidae
Gene: CNTFR
Product: ciliary neurotrophic factor receptor
Exons: 10
Coding region: 403-1491 (362 amino acids)
Biological process (GO): cytokine-mediated signaling pathway
Cellular component (GO): CNTFR-CLCF1 complex; external side of plasma membrane; ciliary neurotrophic factor receptor complex
Molecular function (GO): cytokine binding; ciliary neurotrophic factor receptor activity
Source: RefSeq, a predicted model, not a curated record
AGUGGCUUCUGCGGUCACAUGGGUUAUGUGCUGGAGUUUAAAAGAGCUUAUAGCCCCCGAGCCGGUGCAGAAGCAGCCGGUGGUUGCAUGGGGUAGCGCCGGGAGCGGCGGCAAGGAAGGCGCCGAAGCCAUCUCAGCACCUUUCCCCUGUGAAGACCCGGGAGUGCACAGCGUCCUUCUGCGGGGACCUCCCCACCGCCAGCUCUAGCCUCCGCUCGCCUCUGCUUCCCUGCAAGCGUGAAGCCUCCAUCCUCUCCGGCUAUCGUGGCAGCCCUUCUGCUUUCCUGAGUAAAAUCCCAGAUCUGAGAAGUGAGGGUUGGACGAGCAGCCCGGAGAAUCGCCCAGACGUUUAUGAGAAGUUGGGGACACCCCAAGGACUCUGGACGGGUGGAGAAGUAAGAGAUGGCUAACCCUGUGCCGUCAGCGUGCUGCGUGGUGCUCGCCGCGGUGGUGGUGGUGUACGCCCAGAGGCACAGCCAGCUGGAGAGCCACACCCAGUACGAGCGGGUAGGUGCAGACGUGACCAUGAAGUGUGGCUCCAUGGAAUGGGACGCAGCCGUGACCUGGACAGCCAACGGCACCGACAUCGACGAGUCCCACCUGAACGGCUCCUACCUGGUCCUCAAGAACGUGGACCUGUCCCAGAGCGGCCAGUACUCCUGCUACGAGGGCUCCUCCUGGCACCUCAAAUACCAGACCAACCUGAGGGUGGGAAUGCCCCCGAAGGAGCCAGUGCUGAUGUGCCGGUCCAACAACUACCCAAAGGGUUUCUACUGCAGCUGGCACCUGCCCACUCCCACCUACAUACCCAACUCCUUCAACAUCUCUGUCAUACACGGCACAAAGGACAUGGUGUGUGAGAAGGAUGCCGUUCCCAAAAACAGGUGUCACAUCAGAUACCUCCAGCUCUUCUCGACAGUGAAGUACAAGGUGACGCUGACAGUCACGAAUCCUCUGGGCAAAAACUUCACCACGCUCACCUUUGACGAGUUCGCCAUAGUAAAACCAGACCCUCCGGAGAGUGUGGUGGCCAAACCUGUGCCCAAUAACCCUCGAAGACUGGAGGUGUCAUGGCAAAACCCCUCAUCAUGGCCUGACCCUGAGUCCUUCCCACUGAAGUUCUUCCUGCGGUACCGGCCCCUCAUCCUGGACCAGUGGCAACACGUCGAGCUGUCGGACGGGACAUCACACACCAUCACGGAUGCUUACGCUGGCAAGGAAUACAUCAUCCAGGUGGCAGCCAAAGACAACGACAUCGGCACGUGGAGUGACUGGAGCGUGGCUGUUCAUGCCACCCCCUGGACAGAGGAGCCCAAGCAUCUCACCACGGAGGCCCAGAUCACAGAGACAACAAGCGCUAGCACCUCCUCUUUCAUGGCACCACCCACAACCAAGAUCUGUGACAAGGGGGCCGUGGUGGGCAGCGGGGCCAUGGCAGUGUGUUGGACAGCUGGACUGGUCGUGGCUGCCUAUAGUGUCCUCUUUAUUUAG